Messenger RNA from Populus nigra (black poplar), 5186 nucleotides. Its product is annotated as zinc finger CCCH domain-containing protein 44-like. Gene Ontology annotation, molecular function: protein binding; metal ion binding; DNA binding. Lineage: Eukaryota; Viridiplantae; Streptophyta; Magnoliopsida; Malpighiales; Salicaceae. Bases 192 to 4979 code for a protein of 1595 amino acids. The record is from RefSeq and is a predicted model, not a curated record. The transcript is spliced from 10 exons.
AAAGGGAAAGGAAAUGCCCUGUCACAUCUCCACCCAAGUCUAUUCUCAUGUGCUCCCCCACUAGUCCUAGAGGCCACCCUCUCCUCUCCCCCAACCCCUCCAAAAAUCUCAAGAACAAAACCUAGGGUUUUUAUCUUUCUCCUACUGAGCAACACAAUCACUAAUUUCUCGCAAUUCAAUUAAUUCAGCACAUGCGACAACAGCAAGAAGACUACAGACCUUCUAUUCCAGAUGGGACCGAAGAAGAUGCGCCUAAACUUUUUGAUAAUUCCUUACCGAUUUCUGAUCCUAUGAGCAUCGAUCAAUGCGAAACAAUUCCACAAAUGGAUGGUUCACAGCUCCUUGGAGCUCCAGUCACCGCAGCUACUUCUGACGUGGACUUGUCUGAGAGAGAAUCAGUACAUACCGUGCCCGUCGUAGAGGUUACAAAUGACUCGAAAAUUGCGGAAAUCAUUACGGGCAAGCGAAAGCGAGGUCGGCCGCCUAAAAUUCAAGGGAAAUUAGGGCCGCCUGCUUUCUCUGCGCAGAGGAAGAAGAAAGAUGAAGAAGAUGUUUGUUUUAUUUGUUUUGAUGGUGGUAGUCUUGUUCUUUGUGAUCGCCGGGGUUGUCCGAAGGCAUACCAUCCGGCUUGUAUCAAAAGGGAUGAGGCAUUUUUUCGAUCGAAGGCUAAAUGGAACUGUGGGUGGCAUAUUUGCAGCAGUUGUCAGAAGGCUUCACAUUAUAUGUGUUACACAUGUACAUACUCUUUGUGCAAAGGAUGUACAAAAGAUGCUGAUUAUUUAUGUGUCCGAGGGAAUAAAGGAUUUUGUGGUGCAUGCAUGAGAACUAUAAUGCUGAUUGAAAAUAUUGCAACAGGAAAUCAGGAGAUGGUUCAAGUGGAUUUUGAUGACACAACUAGCUGGGAGUAUCUCUUCAAGGUCUACUGGAUUUACUUAAAAGCAAAGCUAUCUUUAACAGUAGAUGAGCUAAUUAAGGCUAAAAAUCCUUGGAAAGGAGAUGAGCUACCUAAAGCUAAAAACUCCUGGAUUGGAGCUGGUGUGAUGGCUCAUAAGCAGGAGCCACCAGGUGAAUUUUGGCACGGUAAUGAUAAUAAAGGCUCCUUUUCAAACAGCUACUGUGGAAAUGUGGAAGCGAUUCAUGCCAAGAGAAGAAAAAUGGACCAAACAAAGUUGUACACUGAGGAAAACUCUCUUUUUAUGGAAAAAUCAUGUGUUGACAAAGUCACGCAUCUGCCUGAAGGCACAUUGUGGGCAACAAAGGGGCUCUUGGAGUUUGUUUCACACAUGAAAAAUGGGGACAUGUCUGUGCUUUCUAAGUUUGAUGUCCAGAGUCUUCUGCUAGAAUAUGUAAAAAGAAACAAUCUUCGUGAUCCUCACCAGAAAAGUCACAUUGUUUGUGAUUCAAGGCUUAUAAAGCUCUUUGGAAAAGAACAUGUAGGUCAUUUUGAAAUGCUGAAGCUUCUUGAUUACCACUUUCUUGUAAAAGAAGAAUCUCCAGCAGAUGAUGAAACUGCUGCAAUGAGAAUUUCUGAUGCUGUUGGUGGCCAGGUUGAGGCUGUCAGAAAUAAUGACAGUCAACUAAUGUCAGGUAGUGAUCGAAGGCGUAAAACACGUAAAAGGACAGAUGAAAGAGGACCACAUAUUAAUUCUAAUCCAGAGGAAUAUGCAGCAAUUGAUGUUCACAAUAUUAGCUUGCUCUACUUAAAGCGUAGUUUGAUGGAGAACUUAAUGGAUGAUGCUGGAAAAUUUCAUGAAAAGGUUGUUGGAUCUUUUGUGCGAAUCAGGACUUCUGGUGGUGAUCAAAAGGAAGAUUCGUAUAGGCUUGUCCAAGUUGUAGGUACCAAUAAGGUUGCUGAAUCAUAUAAAUUCGGCACAAGAACAACUGAUAUCAUGCUUGAAAUAUUAAAUUUAGAUAAGAAGGAGGUCAUAUCAAUUGAUGGGAUUUCAAACCAGGAGUUCUCAGAGGAUGAAUGCAAACGCUUAAGUCAGAGUAUAACAUAUGGGCUUAUCAAACCGUUUACAGUGGGUGAGAUACAGAAGAGAGCUAUGGCGAUUCAGGAUGUCAAAGUUUGUGAUCAUCUGGAAGCAGACAUAUUAAGGCUUAAUCAUCUUCGUGACCGAGCUAGUGAAAAAGGGCAUAGGAAAGAGCUUAGAGAAUGCGUGGAGAAAUUAGAGAUUCUUAAGUCACCUGAAGAACGUCAGCGCAGGUUGCUUGAGAUUCCCUAUGUACAUACUGAUCCAAAUAUCAACUCAAGUUAUGAAUCUGAAGAAGAUGCUGGAGUUUCACACAAGAAGAUACAAGGUGACCAUGCAAGAACAAGAAAUGCUAGUGCUGGUAGAAAUGGAGCAGAAUUCAACUCUAGUGACAGAGGAAACAGUCCACAGAAUUCAGCAUUCUCUACUGAACAGAGUAGAGAUAUAUGCACAACAUUUCAUGUGGAUAGAGAUGGCACUACCCUGGUUCAUGAGAGAUUGAACGAGUCCAUGCAGAGUCAAGGAGGAGAACAAAUUGGGCUGAAUGGGCAAAACACAUCAAAGAACAGGGCAGCUUCUACUGGUUCGAUGACUGGUGAUUGGAAUAGUGAAGCAGCUGUACAAUGUGGAUCGUAUCCUGGGGUUGCAUCACGAAAUAUACCACCUCCUCUUUCUACAGGAAGAGAGCAAUUGGUUGAUAUUGAGACAGACAAACUGUGGCACUAUCAGGAUCCAACUGGAAAAACUCAAGGGCCAUUUGCUAUGGCCCAACUGCGUAAAUGGAGUACAAGUGGGCUUUUCCCUCAUGAUUUGAGAGUGUGGAAGAUAAAUGAGAAACCAGAUGACUCAAUUCUUUUGACCAAUGCAUUGGUUGGGCGAUUCCAUAAAGAGCCAGCAUUGUCCCAUAACCGCUCCUCACUGGCUCAAGAAGCAACAGUUGCUUCUGAUAAAGAUAAAAUGCAUGAAUUUGGUAUGAAUCAGAGUAUUGAUGCUGUUCAGUUAGACAAUAAAAGUAUAAACAACUGGAAGUCAGUGCAAAACAAUUCAAGUGUCAAUUGUAAUGAUGAUGAUGAGCUUCUAGGAAGCAAUGCAUGGGAUGCCCAUUCUUCAAGUUGGACUGCAUCUAUGAAUGCCACCAUUCCUAACAAUGGACAGGCACAACUUGCUCUACAACUUUUGGAAUUGUCCAAGGGCUGCAAGGCUUCGUCUAAUCAAUCCAAUAUGUAUAAUUCACUUUCCUUGUUUCCGUCUUCUGGAAAGCUCGGUGAAACUCCAUCACUUCAGGUAAAGGAAGAACACGAGGAUGAAAAACGGAUUUAUGAUCUGAGUGAUGUAAAUGGGAAUUCACUCAAAACCCCCGAAGGUAAAAAUAAUAUUGGCAAAAGUGAUGAUAGACAGGCUGAUAGUGAGAGUUAUUCAAACCAGUCUUCUGGACAGAACUGGAGACCCCCUGUAAAAAGUUCAAGCGGAUGGGAUUCCAACUCUACUUUGGUUUCUGGGACGAAGUCUGUUGAAACAUCGCAGAAGAAUGAGGAAUUGGAGUUCUUUGAUUUGCCCUGUCCAACACCGAAGCAGCAACUUGAGGAUUUGCAAGGACAGGCUGUUGAAAACAACCACACUACUUCAAAGCCUCCUGUUCUAGAUUCAGGACCUUGCUGGAGUACUGCUUCCAGUUUAGUGGUUGGUGGAGCACAGCUAGCUGGAGUAGCCAGUGAAUGGGGUGGCUAUUCGCCUGCUCCUGUUAAACCUGUUGAGGAAUGGGACUCCAAUCAUGUGUCCACCUCUUCACUGAAACCUACAGAUGGGGGCAGUGAUCAUGCUGCUACACUGACUCCAGAUAGUGGCCACUUGACACACACUCCCCCCACCCACCCAGUGAUUGAUGCACCUGAUUGGCAGCCCAUCGUUCCAGAACCUGCUGAGUUCUGCUCUUUAGUUGAUGAAUCUGUUUCAGACCUAUUGGCAGAAGUUGAAGCGAUGGAGUCUCUUGGUGGUUUGCCUUCCCCAACUUCAAAAUUGUGCUCUGCUGGGGAAUUGACACGAGGGUAUGAUGAUGAUUGCUUUAGUCCUGUUGAGGAGUUUAGCCCAGCACCUGAUCCAGGCAAAAGUGAUGCAUUCAGCUCCACUGCUGAUAUACAAAUCCCUUCUCAGCUGACUGUAGGGAGUGAAGCACUGUUGUUAUGUCACAUGCCUUCUCGACCUACUGUAAUAGAUAAACCACUUGGUGCAUCUCUAAUGCCUGCUCAGUUGACAGCAGCCAAUGAAUCAAAUCAGAUAUCUUGCACGCCUUCUCAGUCCACUAUUACAGAUGAACCACUAGAGAAAUCUCAAAGGCCUUCUCAAUCGACUUUGACAGAUGAACCACUUGGUUUAUCACGGACAGAUGCUCCGAAUCCUCAAAAGAGCUUCAGUGAACAUUCUUCUACAAGUCCUGAGGUGGAAGGUAAUAUGAAGCCAAAAGAUGUAUCAGUUAACCAACGGGUAAGAGGUUCAGAAACACAGCCUCCAGCGUCAUCAGCUGGUAACCAGGGAGAAUCAGGUUCAGAUAUCCAACCUACUACUCCAUCCACGGUUAGUGAAUUGGAAGCAGGUUCCGAUGUUCAACAACCUUCACCAUCCAACAAAGAUGCUAGUCGGGGAACAGUAAAGGGAAGAGUAGCACAAGGAAAUACGAACAUGGUUUGGGGAAAUGGUCAUGGCACAAUUCAGCAACAUGCUAAGACGAGUGCAGCCAAUUCUACAGGCAAAUCAGGCAGUUGGGGAAGCCAACCAAGGUAUGGUGGGGACAGAUUUUCUGGUCCAAGAGACCACCGUAAUCAUUUCCAAAGCAGAGAGAGAGAUUCAGGUUUUGGUAGGGAUAGGUCUUCAUGGAACAAGCAGCCAUUAUGUGGUGAUGGAAAUGGAGCUAGUACAUAUAGACCCCCGCCCAAAGGGCAGCGAGUUUGUAAAUUUUAUGAAAGCGGAUACUGCAAGAAGGGAGCAUCAUGUAGUUAUUGGCACCCAUGAUAUUUUGGAUCCACACCUCCACUUUUCCAUAGGAAAUUGCGUGCAUUUAAUUCUGCAAUCACCAUUUGUAUCAGCAACCCCUGCCUGCCCCCUUGCCAUUGUCCUAAUUUAACUUGUACUUGGAGAAUUUAGCUGGCAUAAAUGCAUAUUUGUUCUUUGGAUACUCCAGCUUAGAGCUGCAUGUUCAACGGACUAGUAAUUUUCUCA